Molecule: messenger RNA, 1754 nt
Organism: Oncorhynchus masou masou (cherry salmon)
Lineage: Eukaryota; Metazoa; Chordata; Actinopteri; Salmoniformes; Salmonidae
Product: claudin-6-like
Exons: 2
Coding region: 797-1441 (214 amino acids)
Biological process (GO): cell adhesion; bicellular tight junction assembly
Cellular component (GO): bicellular tight junction; plasma membrane
Molecular function (GO): structural molecule activity
Source: RefSeq, a predicted model, not a curated record
UGAUGGUGUGGGGGUGUCGGAGAGAGAGAACAGCAGUGGAGAACAGCAUGCCAUUGUACUUGAACACCAGGCACUGGGAGACACACACACACACACAAACACGGCUACACAUACUGUCACACACGCUUACACAGACACACUGACAGGCACACAAGCGUAUGCUUCUACCCACUGCCACACAGACUUGCGCUAGCUGGCAUCUCAGAGGGCAGCCCUCUCUCCAGUCCUGUCCUGUCCUGGGUGUUGAAGCUAGCUGGAUGUUGAAGCUCUUCGCCCCUCUGCAGAAGCCAGCCUGACCUCUCAGGUCCUCGUUCGUACCUGUGGACUGAGCUGAACCUUCAAAGCCUCUGUCUCUGCCUCCCCCUGAACCAGCCAACCGGUUACCUACAUCCACCUCUGACCUAUACAACCACAGCUCUACAGGACUGCUGAAGAACACGCUGCUUCUCCCACGACUGCUUGGAGGAGGAGAGGAGAUCCAUCACACUCCAUCUGAGGACGUUUGGCCUCGUCUGUCCCCAGUUGGCCUCCACAUCAACCAGAGAGAAGGAGAGGGGCAAGAAGAAGAAGAAGAGGAGGAAGACAUCUGUUUUUCAAGAUUUCGGGGGUGCAUAGACUUUCCACGGCUUGGGACUAUUUUAGUGACACAAAGAGAAAGGACUUUAACAUCCCAGUAACAACCAACGUGGUACAAAUACUUACGAAAAUCCAGCCAAAUACCGGUAGACAUCGUCAACCGUCACCACAACUGUUACUACUGCCACCGCAACAACAACAACAGCCUGACACCUUUACCAUGGCGACCACCGGCAUGCAGCUCCUGGGCCUGAUCUUGUCUCUGGUUGGCUGGGUGGGCGGCUUCCUGGUAUGCUCUGUUCCGCUGUGGCGCGUCACCGCCUUCAUCGGCAACAACAUCGUGACGGCUCAGAUCAUCUGGGAGGGGCUGUGGAUGACCUGCAUCGUCCAAUCAACGGGCCAGAUCCAGUGCAAGGUGUACGACAGUCUCUUGGCCCUGCCCAGCGACAUGCAGGCGGCCCGGGGCCUCACCGUGCUCUCCGUCCUCCUCUGUGGCCUGGCCCUGGCUCUAGGUGUGGUGGGGGUAAAGUGCACCAAGUGUAUUGGUCAGAAUAGUCUGAAGGCUCGUAUUGCAAGGAUCUCCGGCUUUCUGUUCGGCAUCGCUGGGUUUCUCUACCUGGUUCCUAUCUGCUGGACGGCCCACUCCAUUAUCAGGGACUUCUAUGAUCCCCACGUGGCCGCGCCACACAAGAGAGAGCUAGGCCCCGCCCUAUACCUGGGCUGGGGGGCGUCGGCCUUGCUCCUGAUUGGUGGGUCGCUGCUGUAUGCGGGGUCGAGUCCUCCCGGCAUCCCCGGGUCUCCGACCUUCAGCAGCGACAGCAGCCCCCGUAGAGGACCUGCUGCUCAGGUCAAAGGUUACGUCUGAUCGGAAUGCCACAAAACCCCAUGAUUCUGUGAUUCCAUGAUUCCGAGAUUCUAUGAUUCCAUGAUUCCGCCCUGACAACAUGAAAAACCCUCCUCUCUUAGUAUUUAUACUUUUUAAUACUUUGGAAUGUUAAUGUUAUUAUUAUUCGGUGGUGCUUUUUCUCAUUCUUUCAAAAGAGGCACUAGGAGGUUAUGAAGGGAAUUGUGAAAUCAUUUUGCUAUUUCAUGUGUCCCUGUUGUCCUCCGAUAACCCUAUUGUCUGUCAGUCUGUCUGUCAGUGUAAAACCCAAUAAAAUCAGCAGUCUUUCAAUUCC